Messenger RNA from Dunckerocampus dactyliophorus (ringed pipefish), 2370 nucleotides. RefSeq names its product spindlin-W-like. Gene Ontology annotation, biological process: gamete generation. The record is from RefSeq and is a predicted model, not a curated record. The transcript has 5 exons. The coding region runs from base 283 to 990 and encodes 235 amino acids. NCBI's taxonomy places the organism in Eukaryota, Metazoa, Chordata, Actinopteri, Syngnathiformes, Syngnathidae.
UCCCUCCAUCUCCAGCUCCACAAAGGUUUCGCGAGAUUUGCUGUGUGGUUGAGGUGUGUAGCAACAUUAGUGUGACAGAAGAACCGAAGCAUACUGAUAUGAAAUCUACGUAGAGGUGAGACAGACAUGAAGUCCACACAGCGGGGAUGUAUGGUCGUUAGCGUCCAUUCCUGUCAGUAUUUUUUAGCUGUGGAACUUUUGAGGGGCGGGUGUAGCCUUUUUUAGCCGCCCCCUCUUGCUUCUGGAACGUCUGCAUUAAGUAGCGUUUACAUUUCUGGAGGCAUGUCAAAGAAAAGAGGCAGAAAGCGAAGCAGCGGGGAACUGAGUGACACACUAACCCCCGACCCCAACUGCAUCCUGGGACUUCGCAUUCAGCACAACUGGCGUGAAAAGGGUAACCAGAGCAAAUGGAAGGGCACCGUGCUGGACAGGCUCAGCGUGAACCCGUCGCUCUUCAUGGUCAAGUACGACGGAUUUGACUGCGUCUACGGCAUCGAGCUCUUCAAGGACGAGCGAGUGUCCAACCUGCAGGUCCUCUCUGAAAGCGUUGUAAACAACAGGAUCAAGAUACCUCCUGGGGCUGAGGAGCUGGUGGGAAAAGCUGUGGAGCAUCUUUUUGAAAAGGAGGAUGGAGAGAAGAAUGAGUGGAGGGGCAUGGUCCUCUCCAGAGCUCCCGUCAUGACCAACUGGUAUUACAUCACCUAUGAAAAGGACCCAGUACUUUAUAUGUACCAACUGUGGGACGACUAUGCUGAUGGAGACCUCAGAAUUUUGCCUGAAGCAGAAAACAAGCAUCUGUUGCCUGCUGACAGGAAGCCGGGAGAAGAGACGGAGAGCCUAGUAGGCAAACAGGUGGAGUAUGUCACCGACAAAGGCGUGAAGAGGACAGGCCUGGUCAUCUACCAAGUCCCGGCCAAGCCCUCGGUCUACUACAUCAAAUACGAUGAUGACUUUCACAUCCAUGUCUAUGACCUGGUCAAAACCACCUAGAGGAGAGACCCCCCCGCCCCAUCCUUUUUGUUAUUUAAAGCCAUAAGUAAUUCAUGCUUGCGUGCAAUCUUUGUUUGCUUUUUCUUUGUAUGUUUGCACAGCACAACUGUAGCGUUCGCUGUAUUCUAUGUACGGCAUUGGUGGAGCGCAUACUUGCUGUAUUGUUGCUGCAGAUUGGAAGCUCACCAAACAGCCUUCCCCGGAAAGCCUGGAUAAAGACGGCCUCAAAAGGGUACUGACUAUGCAGGAGCAUAGUCCAGGUUUUAAGUGACGACCAAAAGAAUUGCACAGACAGGUUACCUAGCUAACAAGCAUGGCAAGUCACAAUAGACACAGAUAACCCUCCAUUGAGUGGUUUAAUACCAAGUUAAACCCAUUAUUUACAGAAUAACAUCUAAUUAUUAAAGUGGAAUUCCAGACAAGUGCUUUACAAGACAUUAAAAAGUAAAGUGCCAUUGUCAGAGGGCAUCUGCUCCUUUAACCUUUUAACACAAGCUCCUAGGAAGAACAGCACAUGUGGCCUAGUGGUUAACAUGUUGGCCACACAGACCUGGGUUCGAAUCUCCAUUUUGGCAUAUCUGUGUGGAGUGUGCAUGUUCUGCCCAUGUGUGGGUUUUCUCCGGGUACUCCGCUUCCCUCCCACAUUCCAAAAAUAUGCAUGUUAGGUUAAUUGGAGAUUCUAAAUUGUCCAUAGGUAUGAGUGGUUGAGUGUCUGUAUGAGCCCUGCAAUUGGCUAACUACCAGUCCAGGGUGCACCCCGCCUCUCGCCCAAACUCAGCUGGGAUAGGCUCCAGCAUAACCCUGUGACCCUAGUGAGGAUAAGCGGUAUGGGAGAUGGAUGAAUUGGUUUGCUGAUCAAGUUGCCACAUGCUUGCGUCCCAAUGACACUAGACGCCACACACAAAAAAAUCAAAGUGCCUUCAGGCCUGUCAUUUUUUGCAAUAUUGUACAUAUCUUUAAAAUAAUCAUUAUGGCAUAUGGAGGCUUCUAUUUGUGUUGCGUUCAAGUGUCUUCUUAAUAAUAGGCUGCAGACAAAUUUGUAAUGGUCGGUGUGCCCUCGUGUUGUGGUUUUGCCUCUAAAUGCAGUAUGUUCUUUAAACCAAUACAAUGGUUGUGUAAUUUCCGUUGUUAUAACCAGGAGCACUUUAUUGUACAACGUUUACAUGUUUAGAUUCGUAGAUAUCCCCUCUUCAAAAUGAUGUGCCCAAAUAUGCUUCAUUAUAUAGGCAUGAUGGUAAAAAAAACAAAAAAAACCCAUACUGUAGCACUUUCAGUAUUUGAUCCCUACAAAUUGUGUAAAUUAUUUUAAGCCGCCUGUUGUGAUUAUUCUCAUGUGAAUAUGUCAUCCAAAUAAUAAACAGGCUGUGUAGCCCACACCAA